AUGCAUUCGGAGCUCCUUCAAGGUUGGAUUGCUGGUGCCUCCAGUGAGCCGCGGAAGCUACAGCAGGCACGCUCCUACCUAUACGAUUUGAAGCUAGAGGAGGCCAUUGAAGGGGUUGACGAUGCGACGGACCUUGUGCAUUUCAUGCACCGCGUCUCCUACCCAGCGGGAAGUCAUCUGGAGACAAAAGUGGGGGAGUUUCUGUCGGAGUUGUCCGAGCAGGUGACACGCGGGCAUUUGUUGGAAAUCGGCAAGCGACUCAGUGAGUAUCCCAACUCCGCCCCGCUGUGGUCGCGUGUCAUGUUUGAGCAGCCUUGGUUUGCUGAUCGUGUUGCGGAAUUCUUCGAGGGGUUUACUCUGGAGGAGCACCUGAAGUUUUGUGCUGUCUUUUGGCGUUGUUUCCUUUUUGCCCCUCAGUCACGCGACUCUCAGCGUGCAGCGCGGGGGUCUGCUGUGGUCGUGUCACAACAGCUUGCGCUGCUAGCGGCGCAGCGCAUCGAACGAGGCAACGAUGGUGGGGCGGUGUGCCUGUGCGCGCAGUUGGGGGUUCCGCUUCAAGAGGAAAGUCUUGCAGUGCUUCGGGAGCUCAUCCUUUCCCGUGUGCGCAAUGGUACUCUUGACCCUGAGCAGCUAACCACUGUGGCAAAGGCCCUUGUGGCACACCACUCGACAGACACAGAGUGGCUAGGCGCCCUGCAAGUGGCACUUUGUGAGAAGCCACCCGGUAACGUCAUGGCAUCGCAGGCCGUCGCUCUGCUUUGUGCAAUGACGAGUAUGCGAGCUGGUCCACCCAGUACCAUGUUUGAGGAGCUACUGCUGCGCGUUUUGCCUGAUAUGUUGCCAGAGGAAGUUCUGGAAUGUUGUGGGUGCCUUGCUGCCCUGCCGAGUGCGGCGCCUCGUCUGCGAGAAGAAAUAAAGAAGCAUCUUGUCUCUGCAAACUCGUUGCGCAAUAGUAAAUUUGAUGACCGUCAGGAGGUGUUUUUGCGACAGCUUCGUGGUAUGUCACUUAUUGCACCAACAGAGGCGAGGGCCUUGCUUCUACAGUUUGUGGACCGGCUGGAAGACGCGGAAGAGAUUCUUUCACCAUCCACCACACAAAUUUUUGUGCGGUGCAUGCGAGAUUUGAAAGUAUUUCCUCCAGAACUUGUAUCGUACUGCAAAAAAUCCUUCCUUCAAAAUAUGUCAUUCACAUUUACUCAAGAAGAUAGUGCCUAUCUGUUGUACGCUGCGGCUCAUGCAGGGGAGCCUGUCGACGGCGUUUUCUUCAAGGAAUUAUUGAAUCGUUUUGCCGCCACGCGUAAGUUUGAUCGUCGCAAGCAUAAAAUGCAUCAUGCGAACCUUCUCUCUAUUCCCAUUGUGAUAAUGGUUUUGGAGUCGUUUAGUGUUGCGAGAGGGGGCAAACUUUCAGUGGAGUCAAAGGUGUAUGCCAUGUUGCGUGACGCGAUAGAGCAGCAGCAGCAGAGUACGGAAGGGAUAAACAUGGACGACGCCAUUCACAUUUUAAAUUUGGUCGUGCAACUUGGUGUAGAUGACGGAUCUUUAACGACGCUUUUACUGACUCGCCUUUCAAAGUCCAUCGGCGCCAUGACACCCACUCAUGUCAAGUCUCUCUGUGAAGCGUUAGUGGCGCUGAAGUCUCGUGACGUCCUUAUGUUUCGUGCGCUUCUCUCUCACUUGUCGCAAAUUCUGCCGUGCCGCGAUGGCAUCACCUCAACCGCAUUAACCGCACGGAAAUUAAAGUUUGUCCCCUAUUUUCAGCAGUCUGCGCUGGCAGAACACGUCACCUCGCUUGAAGGCUGGAGCUUGUCGGACGUCGUGUUGGUAGCGUGUGCAUGCAGCGAGAAGCAGCGUAAAGCCCUACUGGCUCUACCAGGAGCAGAACUGCUAUCCCGUGCACGUCCAGAAGAAUUGAAAACGCUUGAUUUGUUUCUACUCCUUUCCAUUGCAAGCGAAGGGAAGGACAAGACAGCAGUGAUGGCGGCCACGCUGCGGACGCGCCCUCCACUUUUGGCGGAAGACUUGGAAGUGGAAGAUGUAUGGCGAGCCUUUGUGAAGGUUGCGGAGGACAAGGAUGCAAUCGCGGCGGUUUGCCACUCCAGUGCAGCCACAAUGCAAACUUUAGAUGAGAACAUGUUAAUGCGCAUUCUUGAGGCGGCCUCAAACGCACCGGACCUUCCUAACGUUUUUUUUAGAGUAGUAGGAAAAAAUGUUUUACGUCUCGCCAACAACAUGGCCGUUGAGAAUGCGUCGCGGUGGCUACAGCUAUACGUUAAUUACGGGAUUCGAGAUGACAGCGUGGGUAAGGCGCUUCUAUCCAAGGUGCGAACACGCAGCAGCAACGCUGCAUUUCUUGUUGAUAAGACGCUCCAAAAGGCAUCCACUAUGUACGGAAAAAACUACACAGCACAACGUAAGUUAAGGAAGAACAAAGAUAAGGUUGAGUGGUAUUCUUUCCGCUCUACCUAA
This is a messenger RNA of Trypanosoma rangeli, 2466 nucleotides long. RefSeq lists its product as uncharacterized. The record is from RefSeq and is a predicted model, not a curated record. The transcript has a single exon. Lineage: Eukaryota; Euglenozoa; Kinetoplastea; Trypanosomatida; Trypanosomatidae. The coding region runs from base 1 to 2466 and encodes 821 amino acids.